AUGUCUAAUUGUGAUUAUAAAAUUAUAACAAAAGUACUUGUAGUAUUAAAUGCAAUUAGUAAUACAAGUCGUAACUUAGAUAAACCUACUUAUAAACAAAGAAAAGGAAAAUCUUCAGGAAAUAUGUGA
Messenger RNA from Diversispora eburnea, 129 nucleotides. Lineage: Eukaryota; Fungi; Glomeromycota; Glomeromycetes; Diversisporales; Diversisporaceae. The record is from the annotation of a GenBank genome assembly.